Molecule: messenger RNA, 1263 nt
Organism: Hevea brasiliensis (rubber tree)
Lineage: Eukaryota; Viridiplantae; Streptophyta; Magnoliopsida; Malpighiales; Euphorbiaceae
Product: acetolactate synthase, chloroplastic-like
Exons: 1
Coding region: 118-1263 (381 amino acids)
Biological process (GO): L-valine biosynthetic process
Cellular component (GO): acetolactate synthase complex
Molecular function (GO): magnesium ion binding; thiamine pyrophosphate binding; flavin adenine dinucleotide binding
Source: RefSeq, a predicted model, not a curated record
UUCUCCAACCAAGGCAGUACUUUAAAAACGAUCUCUCACCUCCAAAGAUUUUCUCCCAGACAAGCUCUUCUGCCAGAACUUGCAACUUACUGCUUGCUCGGUCUUGCACCCUCAACCAUGGAAGCGGUUACCUCUGCGACCAACACUAUCACCAUGUCCUUUACCCACCUUUCUUCCUCCUCCUGGUCGUCAAUCACUAUUUCCAGAUUCACCAUGCCAUUAUUGUUUCUCAACCCCAAAAAGACCCCUUCCCACCGCUCUUUCCUCAUCUCAAACUCCGUCUCUAAACCCAUAACCCCUGCUCCCUCCUCCACUACCACCAUCCCUCAAGUGUCUCCUUCCAGAUUUUCCCCUAAUGAAGAUAGAAAAGGCGCUGACAUCCUCGUUGAAGCGCUGGAGCGCCAAGGGGUCACAGUCGUGUUUGCUUAUCCAGGUGGUGCAUCCGUGGAGAUCCACCAAGCCCUAACUCGUUCUCCAAUAAUUCGUAAUGUCCUCCCGCGCCAUGAGCAAGGUGGGGUCUUUGCAGCUGAGGGAUACGCGCGUGCUUCUGGCAAGCCUGGUGUCUGCAUUGCGACCUCCGGACCCGGCGUCACCAAUCUCAUCAGCGGCUUGGCAGACGCUUUACUUGAUAGCAUUCCUAUUGUGGUUAUCACCGGCCAAGUCCUUCGCUGCAUGAUCGGCACCGGCGCAUUCCAGGAAAUUCCCACAGUUGAGGUAACUCGGCCAAUAACCAAGCACAAUUACCUGGUCCUUGAUGUCGAUGAUAUUCCCAGAAUUGUAAGCGAAGCUUUCCUUUUAGCCACCUCUGGACGUCCUGGCCCAGUGCUGAUUGAUAUACCAAGUGAUAUACAACAACAAUUAGCGCUUCCCAAUUGGAAUGCGCCUAUUAAAUUGCCCGAUUACAUUUUGUCGAGGUUGCCUAAACUGCCCAAUGAAUCGGAAUCACAUUUGGAGCAGAUUGUGAAGUUAAUUUUUAAGUCAAAGAAACCAGUGUUAUAUGUGGGAGGAGGGUGUUUAAAUUCAAGUGAAGAGUUGAGGAAGUUUGCUGAGUUUACUGGGAUCCCAGUGGCUAGUACUUUGAUGGGGCUCGGAGCAUUCCCAAUUGGCCAUGAAUUAUCAUUGCAAAUGCUUGGAAUGUAUGGAACUGUUUAUGCCAACUACUCAGUGGAUAGAAGUGAUUUGUUGCUUGCAUUAUUAAUUCGUGGGAAUAUGAGAACUUGCGAUGUGAAAAUGGAGGCAUCCUCUUCAUUAUUGCUCGUCUAA